Messenger RNA from Dermochelys coriacea (leatherback sea turtle), 6357 nucleotides. It is a transcript of the gene CHAT, whose product is annotated as choline O-acetyltransferase. Gene Ontology annotation, molecular function: choline O-acetyltransferase activity. The coding region runs from base 326 to 2245 and encodes 639 amino acids. The transcript is spliced from 15 exons. The record is from RefSeq and is a predicted model, not a curated record. Lineage: Eukaryota; Metazoa; Chordata; Testudines; Dermochelyidae. Gene Ontology annotation, biological process: acetylcholine biosynthetic process; neuromuscular synaptic transmission. Gene Ontology annotation, cellular component: neuron projection; cytoplasm.
AGCCAAACCUGGGGGAGGCUGAACGAAGAGGUUCUCCCAACGCCAGUGUAUGGGUCCACAAGGAAAGGGAGACAUGAAAGUACCUUGGACAGAGCAAAAGCAGACUCCAAAGCCUCCACAUUGCCCAGAGCGCUUCUGAGCCCUCAAGAAGCGUUUUGAAGCCUGAAAUAUCCACCCCCACGUUUCCCUCUGCUCCUGACAUUUGCGUUUGAAACUUUGACUUCAAUCAACUCGCUGGAACAGAACUGAGGUGUGCUGCUCUGUAAGUGCCGCCAAGUGGCUUCAACUUCUGGCUUCAGUACAAGAUCUCAAAAGAAAUGCAAGAAUGCCUGUGCUAGAGAAACCCACACAGAAGGAGAAAGAUGCAUGCAGCAAAGAUGAGACAACACUGCCCAAGCUUCCAGUGCCUCCACUGCAACAGACCUUGCACAUGUACCUACAAUGCGUGAAACACUUGAUUCCAGAUGAGCAAUUUAGGAAGACCAAGGCCAUAGUAGAACAAUUUGGAGUUGCAGGAGGCCUAGGAGAAUCCUUACAGCAAAAACUUCUAGAUAAAAGGGAUAAGACUGGAAACUGGGUGUUUAACUACUGGUUGGAUGACAUGUACCUCAGCAACCGGUUGGCUCUUCCAGUCAAUUCCAGCCCUGCAAUUAUCUUUGCUCGUCAACAUUUCAAGGAUGUGAAUGACCAGCUGAGGUUUGCUGCUAAUCUCAUUUCAGGAGUGCUGGAUUAUAAAGCUUUACUGGAUGCCAAUGCUAUACCUGUUGAUUUUGCUCGUGGACAGCUGUCUGGUCAUCCUCUCUGUAUGAAGCAAUACUAUGGACUCUUUUCUUCCUAUCGUCUUCCAGGCCAUACCAAAGAUACUCUUGUGGCCCAGAAAAGCAGCAUAAUGCCAGAACCAGAGCACAUCAUUGUUGCUUGUAACAAUCAGUUCUUUGUUUUGGAUGUUGUAAUUAAUUUCCGCCGUCUCAGCGAAGGGGAUCUAUUCACUCAGUUAAGAAAGAUAGUCAAAAUGGCAGAGAAUGAAGAAGAGAGGCUGCCUCCAAUUGGUCUACUGACAUCUGAUGGAAGAACCGAGUGGGCAGAGGCCAGGACAAUCCUCAUGAAAGCCUCUACUAACCGAGACUCCCUGGAUAUGAUUGAACGGUGUAUAUGCCUGGUGUGUCUGGAUGGCCCAAGUGGAGUGGAACUCAACGAUACAAAUAUGGCUUUGCAACUUCUGCAUGGGGGAGGCUAUGAUAAAAAUGGUGCCAAUCGCUGGUAUGACAAACCCAUGCAGUUUGUUGUGGGAAGAGAUGGAGUCUGUGGCACUGUGUGUGAACACUCCCCUUUUGACGGGAUCGUCCUGGUACAGUUCACCGAACAUUUGCUCAAGCACAUGAAGGAAAGCUCUAAGAAAUUAGUCAGAGCUGAUUCAGUGAGUGAGCUUCCUACUCCAAGGAGAUUGAGAUGGAAAUGCUCUCCAGAAAUUCAGGGACACUUAGCAUCAUCAGCAGAAAAACUUCAAAGGAUAGUACACAAUCUAGAUUUUAUUGCUUAUACAUUUGAAAACUAUGGAAAAGAAUUUAUCAAGAAACAAAAGACUAGCCCAGAUGCCUACAUUCAAGUAGCACUUCAGCUGGCAUUUUACAGAUGCCAUAGGAGACUUGUUCCUACCUAUGAAAGUGCUUCCAUACGCCGAUUUGAAGAGGGAAGAGUCGACAAUAUUAGGUCUGCAACCCCAGAAGUUUUAGCUUUUGUAAAAGCAAUGAUUGGUGACAAGUCAUCUCUACGGGAAUCUGAGAAGAUGCAACGAUUUAAAGAUGCAAUCACGGCACAGACUAAUUAUACUAUUUUGGCCAUUACUGGAAUGGCAAUAGACAAUCACUUGCUAGGGCUCAGAGAGACAGCACGGGAGCACUUCAAGGAACUGCCAGAGAUAUUUACAGAGGAAACAUAUUUGACAAGCAGUCGAUUUAUCCUCUCAACCAGCCAGGUUCCAACCACCAUGGAAAUGUUCUGCUGUUAUGGGCCUGUGGUCCCCAAUGGUUAUGGUGCAUGUUACAACCCACAGCCAGAGCAUAUAUUAUUCUGCAUCUCAAGCUUUAAAGAAUGUAAAGAGACCUCCUCAGUUAUGUUUGCUAAAGCUGUAGAAGAAAGUCUCAUGGAAAUGAGAGAUUUGUGCAGCAAAUGCAAUGCUACUACGACAAAAUCACUGUCUAAACAAGAAACAGCUGCAAAAUCUCAAAAUGGACGCAAGCUCUAACGAUCUGUGACUUAUUUUCCUGCACCCUUUGCUUUCUCCCACUCUGCAGAUCCUUAUGAAGAAACAAUGAUGCGACUGUUCAAAGGCAAGGUAUAAUGAGAAACAUUUUAUUGUAGAACAAAAAUGCAGCUUGUUUUAGGUAUGAUUAUCAUUUAUCAGGAUGAAAGCUAGAAUACUAUAACAUUCAAGUUUAAGUUUUUUGCUCUAGAGUCAGCAAUAAUGAUUGGUCUGUUUAGUUGAACUGAAGAUGGCAAUAAUAUGGAACCAUACUGUACCACCACUCCUAUCAAUAUGCAAAAGUAAUUUUAACAUCCAUCUUUAUUCUGACCUUGACUAGCCCCAAGCACACAUCUGUUCCUAGUAAAACCAAGAAUAAUCUAUAUGGCGUCUUUUCAUCAGAGGAGUUCCGCUUGCAUAGCAGUACAUCAGAGUCAAGUGAAGCAGGGAGAAUUUUGCCCUAAAUUAAUUCACAUACUUACUUCCUCCUCUUACUGGGUGAAAUAUAUCCCUUUACAGAGGCCCAGUUGACAAGGCCGAGGCACUUGUCCCACUUAAAUCCUUUUGUCAGCUCUCUGCAGAAGAAUGAAUUUUAAUCACAUGACUAACAAUAGAGCUGCAUGCAACCAUAAGAAAUUAAAGAGUUACAAAUACCUGGAGUAGAGAGGCAGGCACUCAAAUGUGCUCUGCAAGAUGCAGAAGUCCCCACUAUAGAAGUUACAGACAUGAUCCGUUUUUAAGAAUACUUUUCACUCGUUCUAACCUCUGAUCAUCCUGUUUGGUUUGUUUUUGUUUUUAGAUACAGAUUUAGUGAUUCAUACAAAGUAUAUAGAGCAUUUUAGUCUUUCAUUGAGUAUGUGUCUUUAAAUAAGCCAUUUGCUUCAAUGUUAUUUAAUAUAGUUAACUAAGUGGUAAGAACAAUAUGCCACCGGUACAACUUUUGGAACUAUUUAUUUUGGGGGUGGGGAAACCCUUCUACUCCCCACCUCUGUUUCAGUGACUUUCUCUCUGACUGAAAGACACAGCUAGUUCAGUCUAGAAAUUUUCAAUCCUGAUUCCUAUCCAACUCUCAUGGUAAUCAAUAGAAAGACUCUUAUUGAUUGAAUUAGGAGCAGGAGGAGACCCAUAGUUAGCCAGAAGGGUCACUCUCAGAAGUUUAGCUAGGGUUGUAGUUGGACAGGAGGGAGUAGGGAUCUGUGCUUUCUCCUCCCAUUGAACUGAAUGCCUGUCCUCAUCAUUCAUAGCCCUAAGAGCAUGGGACCAGAUAUGAUCCAGUACACAAAACUAACUAACUAUGCAUCCGAUGAAGUGAGCUGUAGCUCACGAAAGCUUAUGCUCAAAUAGAUUUGUUAGUCUCUAAGGUGCCACAAGUCCUCCGUUUUUUUUGCGAAUACAGACUAACACGGCUGCUACUCUGAAAAUUAACUGGAUAGUUGUAAGGAUAAUUAUAGUUUAUUUAAUCAAGUUUAGGAACCAACCCAGUAAAGUGCAUAUACACAUGCUUAGCUUUAAACACGAGCAGUCUCAUUAACUUUGUUGGGACUGUUCAUGUACUUCCAGUUAAGUACAUGCUGAGGUACUCGGCUGGAUGAGGGCUAUACAGGGCUCUGUUACAUUUAAGCACUAUGGGCCUAUUCCUCAACUUGUGUAAAUCAGCUACAUUAGUUUUACACUGGCUGAGGAUGUGGUCCCAUAUUUUAAUGCGGGUUUGCUGCUUAAAAAAAAAAAGCAGUUUCAUUAACAGCACAGAACUGCAUUCAGUGAAUAGUAAAAAGAGAGACUAUUUUUAAAGUAUUAAAUAAUGCUACAGCAUGAUUUUGCUCCAAAAUUAAUAUAACAAAAAUUACAUUAACUAUGUAGCGGGUAUGUUGUCUAGCAAUUAACACAUUUUUAUUUUUUUAAUUUACUGUUUAAUAUGUGACUUUACAUUUUGUUUUCAUACUGCUGCUAAGAGAAUUACCUUGCAACAUUCUCAAUAUGAUCUUGCUUUGUUCUAUGUCACUGUGAAGGCAGUCUUCACUUCACAAGCUUGACACAAAAUAUUUUGAUUUUUUGAUCACAGAAUUGUGUCUGAGCUUUUUGAAACUAUGAGCAAGUUCCGAGUUUGCUAAUUUAUAGAAAAUGUGGUUAUGAUUAUUUCUAAUUAGAUAUAUUUAAGAUUGGAAAAAAUAUUUUACAUUUUGACAGAUUUCAAUGUGUAUUUCAAAGUAUUACUUGCACACCUUUUUUGGCAUAAGCAAAUGCCAUAAAAUAGCUGACUAAUUAUUAUGUACUCAGCAUAAAGUAUGCAUUGAAAUUGAGAUUGGAUAAAAAAAAUCAUAGUAUUUUAUAAUAUUCAUUUACUAUUAAUUGACAGGCAGAAAAAAACUGACCACAAAAGAAUACAUCACUCAUCUGCAGAUGCUUUUAUUUUCCUCGCUGCAAAUUGAUUAACAAUAGAAGGUUUUGUCAUCAUCCUUUCAUUUGAAUAAGAAAUCAACCACAACCAAUACUUACUGAUUGCUGAUUACCAUCAAUUACUUAAUGAUUCCAGGCUUAGAUAUAUUGACCUGUUUUCCUAUUCUUCUGCUUUUUACAUCAUUAAAUCUUACUGAAUCAGGGUCUCUGUGCACAAGAAAUGCAGUCAGUCCAAAUGUGGCUGAAUUUUACAGUUUGUACUUAAUGUAUGCAAGUUGGAUAAAACUUCAUAGCAACUGUGAUGCCAGAAAGUGUUCUCAAUUUCUCAGUUACAGUCCAGCCUCUCAGUUAACUAAAUCACAUAGUACCAUGUUGUAUGAAACUGUGUUGCAGUGGAAUAUUUUGUGGCUUUCAGGAAGUGGUUAGUUUUGGUUAAUGUAUUUAAAAUUAGUUGUUUUAGACCAGUAGAAUAAAAUUUUGUUCUGCAACUUUAAAACACGUAAUCUCAGCAUAUGCAACUAUGCAAAGCUAACUGAAAACUAUUACAUAUUAAUCAACUACAAAACUGUGAAUAGAUCACUCAUACGAAGUGUUUUGAGAAUGUUGUUUGGCAGGAUGAAUUAAAUAUAAUUACACUAAUAUAGCAAGUGGCAAUGAUUUAUUAUAAACAUGUUUAUGACACUUGAAAUCCACCUGUUAACUGAAAAAUGGUUUAGGAUGGUAAGGUUUCAUGCAAUAUAUACGAACAUAUACUGUAUAUAGGCUAGGCAAAAUUAUUUUUUAAAUAAUUUUGAAUGAUAUCUGCUUAUUUUAAGCGUUUUUUCAGUUUUUAUUGAUUUAAAUUUUCACAGUUGCACAAAAUUAUGGGUUGUAAGCACUUUUAAUUUUUAUCUAUUUAAAUUUUCAGAGCUGCAGUAAAAUGGGGGGGGGUCAGACAAUUAUUUAAUGAUAGUAGACACAGAUUCAAAAAGUUAAAGCUAUAUAACCAUUAAAAACAAACGGUCAGCAUCAAAUGUCAACGUAUACAAAGUAAAUAUCCAUAAAUCAAACUUAACAAGUUCUCAGCAACAUUUUUCUUCCUUUGCCUAUAUGUAAAUUUUGAUUCUGAUCAUCAGUGGAAAUAUUUUUCAUCAGUUUGUGUGUGUGUAAGGUGAAAUUAAGGUUUACUGAUAUUUACUAAUAAAAAUCUAAUCCUCCCAAGCCUAUACAUACUUUCACCCACCCUCUCACCCAGUGCUAGACUGUGCUCAAAGAUAUUUAUGGACUGAUAUCUCACUUAAAAAGAGGAUUCUCAUGAAUAUCAAAAUUCACAAUGAACAGAGAGAAGUGGGAGAAAUUUUAAUAGUGAUGCACAUUAAGGGAUAAAAUACUGCUGGCAUUACCCCUGUGAGUAGUCUCAGUGACACUAUGCAUGUAAGUUCAGUAGGAAAUGGCUAUAACAAUGUAUCUGGACCUUUUAUGGUAUGUGAAUUACCAUACAAAAUUAAUAUUUUAGUGACAUUUUUAUUUUUAUAACAUAGUAUAGAUUUAUGGCAAAUGUAAAUGUGUAUUUAUAGCAUCUUAAUUUUGUUUCUGUUCUAAGUUUUAUGCUUUAAGGAAACAAAUAUCUAUAUCUAGAGAGAUAUAUAAUUGAAGUAAACUGUAUAUUGGUACUAUGAACUCAGAAUAUUUAAACAGUAAAAAUCUGUGUCCAAUAAAAAGUAUUGCAAGAAAAGACC